Brugia malayi is the source of this 672-nucleotide messenger RNA. RefSeq lists its product as uncharacterized. Gene Ontology annotation, molecular function: metal ion binding; superoxide dismutase activity. NCBI's taxonomy places the organism in Eukaryota, Metazoa, Nematoda, Chromadorea, Rhabditida, Onchocercidae. Bases 1 to 672 code for a protein of 223 amino acids. Gene Ontology annotation, cellular component: mitochondrion. Gene Ontology annotation, biological process: superoxide metabolic process. The record is from RefSeq and is a predicted model, not a curated record. The transcript is spliced from 5 exons.
AUGAACCUAAUUGUUGGCGUCGCAGGUCGCAUACUGGUCAGCAAGAACUAUGGUUUGAACUUACGACAAUUAAAGCAUACUCUUCCUGAUUUACCAUACGAUUAUGGAGCAUUGGAGCCGGUAUUAUCAGCUGAAAUUAUGAAAGUUCAUCAUGGCAAACAUCAUGUUGCAUAUGUGAAUGCUCUUAAUCAAGCCGAAGAGAAAGUAAAAGAAGCCUUAGCAAAAAGAGAUGUGCAAGCCGUUGUUGCUGCAACAAAAUUAAUGAAUUUCAAUGCUGGCGGUCACAUUAAUCACACAUUGUUCUGGGAAGGAUUAACUACCAUAAAGGAUAGCGGAGAACCAAACUCUGAACUGAUGUCUGCUAUAAAGAAAGAUUUCGGGUCUUUGGAAAUGAUGGAGGAUAAAUUAAGUGCUAAAACAAUUGCGAUCCAGGGUUCUGGAUGGGGAUGGCUUGCUUAUGACAAGGAAAUGAAGCGUUUACAACUUGCUUGUUGUCCCAACCAAGAUAUUCUCCAAUCAACAACGGGUCUCAUUCCAUUAUUUUGCAUCGACGUCUGGGAACAUGCAUAUUACCUGCAGUAUAAAAAUGUACGACCAGAUUUCGUGAAAGCUAUUUGGAAAAUUGCGAACUGGAAAGUAAUCAGUGAUCGCUAUGUUAAAGCUAAGGGAUAA